AUGCGAGAAGCCAUCCUGAGUUCACUCCAUGUCCCCCCGAAAGUCCUGUCCUUUUUGGCAACUGGUGGAGUUCUGAGCAUGGCACACAUCCACGUCCACGUGCACUUGCCCAGCGGCAGCUGCUGCCUGGUACCACUGGCGCCGGAGUCGCUGGUCGCAGAUCUGAAGUCGGCCGCCCAGCGAGCUUUGGGCCGGCGGUUUCUGAGCCUCGUGGCGAAUGGACGACAGCUGGACCUGGCCAACAGCCUGAACCAUGGCUAUUGCCAAGACGAGACGGUGGUGACCUGGGGCGAUCCUGACGCGGGUGGCGACGCUUCGCACCUGAGCGGCCUGAAGGUGCGGCAGAUCGUGGGCGGCAGCUACAGCUUCGCAGCGACCACUGCUGAGGGCGCGCUGGUGACCUGGGGGGGGAUGACGUAUUAUGCGGCAGGCAUUCCCCGCCCCGAUCUCCGGGGCGUGCGACAGAUCUUCGCGAGCUGUCACGCCUUUGUUGCGGUUCUCGACGACGGCCACGUGGCUGCCUGGGGGCACGCGGACUGCGGAGGGGCCGUUGACGACGUUUCAAAGCAGCUGGAUCUGCUCUCCCGGAGCAUCGAGACCUUGCGGGCGCAGUUCCGCGAGCUGCGCCAGGCUGGUGUGAGCUCCGCCAUGUGCUCCUGGUGGGGCCGCAAGGCCCGAAUCGACGGUCCAAUCGAAGUGAGGAAGGACUUGCUCUUGAAGGACUCGGAUAUCAAACGAGAUGACGCAGACUCGGGAUGCUUGGUUGCAGUGCCGAUCGAUCCAGCUGGCAGGAGUGCGAACACCGAUGAGCUGAUGCCAUCCGUGCUGGAGGUCUGGGCAACGCUUUCGAGCCAGCUGGAGGCGGCAGCGGACGCCGGGGUCUUUGUGUCCGCAACUCAGCUUUCGAAUCUGGAACACAUGAAGCAGUCCUUCCACAUUGAGCCCUAUGGCGGGCGCUCGCCAUUCACGCCAGGCAUGUUCACUUUGCAGAACCCUUUCACCCUUGUAUCCACGGUGAGUGAUGGCUGGAAACCUAUACCACCCAGGUUCCUGGACGACCUGAAGUACAUCCACCAGCAGUAUGGCCAGCACACCGCCCUCUGGCGUGAGGUGGGGAGCUUUGUCAUGCUGCCCCAGAGCAAGACCAACAACAUGUGCCAACAGCAGCGGUCCCUACAGCUUCGAAAGGGCUCGAAAGGCCUGCCCCUCUUUUGGCUCUACGACGUCUGGGGCCCACGGAAGCGAGUCUCGGCGCAGCAUUCCAUGGGAGAGGUGGACCACUGGAGAUCUGCCUGGGCCGCAGGAUGGGGAGCUUUGUCGAUAGGCCCAAAGGUGCUGGACUCUGUGCGGGGCACGGAGUUGGAUGGUGUCUUCCUGCGCCCGGGGGGCAUGCUGGAGAAGUCCCCGAGCCGGGGCGGCUUGCGGCCCACCAGCGCUCCGCGGGUGGCGCAGACCCUGGAAGGAGAUGCUACGGUGAAGGGCCACCCGAACCCUUUCAAGGCCGAGCACGUGCAGUAUUUGCAGGAGCGCCGGAAAGGAGGAGCCACAGCCAAGCGGACGGCCACGCGGGCGCCGUCUGUGGCGGCCAAGCUUAGACAGCGGCAGCGUGAGCAAGCGGUGCUUCAGUCCCUAGAGAGGCUGGAACACAAGCACACAGUGGAGCGUGCCGUGCGGGAACUCGAGGAGGUCCUGGCCGCGGCGUCGCCGGAGGAGCUGCACCGCUUCCUUCGCACCGCCUUCGACCCGAAGCGGCCCCCGGUCACCUGCAAGGCUCGGCAGUCGCUGCUUCUGCUGCUGCGAGCUGUGGUGCGUCGCUUUCACGCCCUGGGGGACCUUACAGUCGCUACAGCGGCGCUCAAGGAGCCUGUGCUGGUCGACGCGCUCAAGAGUCCCGAGCAGAAGGAGGUGGUGGUGAUCACAUUGCACGACAUCCUGGAUUGCCAUGUGCCCGAAGAGGCGCCGGAGCAGGCGAAGAAGGGCUUUCUGCAAGCCGGCCGGGGCAUUCUCAAAGCGUUGCUGGACCCCCUGGCCUUGGGUAUGGGCUGGGACUCGGAGGUGAAGCGGCGCUGUGUCGCCGUGCUGAAGGCAAUCACCCCCGAGCUGCUGCGCAGAGCUCGGCAGUGUCAAGCGGGCGGGGAUGCGGUGCCAGAUUCUCAGGUUCAGGACCUCCUUGAAACCUACGGGCAGUUGCUGAUGCAUUCCCUGGAGGUGUCCACGGAUCUCCACGAGGCGCUGCUGCAGUGCCUCUUGCAGCUCUGCCACGACGAGGCCUGUCAAAAGCUGCAGCUUCGCGCCAAAGAGCUCACCGAGCUGUGUGCCGGGCAUUUGUUGGACACACCCUCGCCGCAGCCUCUCUACGUGCCUAGCAAGGAGGUGCGGCCUGAGUCGCCGGCGCGGGGCGCCUUGAGCCGUGGCCUGGCGCUGGCGUGCUGCCAGCUGCUGCAGCGCCUGCCGGCCAUGCAGGUGGAAGAAGAUCUGCGACUUCUUCGGCCACAGGUGCUGCGGGCCUUGGACCGGGAGAACUUGAACCUGCAGCGCCUCUGUCGCGGCCAUGAGCUCCUCAGGAGCUCCAUCCAGCAGGCGAAGCAGGCCUGGGAGGCCCUGCCGGCCAGAACCUCCUCAGCGCACCGCCACCGCGCUGCGGUGAAGUCGGCCAUGGAGCUGGAGGAGGGUCUGGACGCGCGACGAGUGUCCGACGCGACAGGUGAGCGGGCUGACGGUGCCGAGGGGGCAGAGUCCGCCGAUGGCGAGCUGGCUGCAGAGGACACUGCGCCCACCAUGCACCCCACGGAGCUGGAUGCCGAGAUGGAGCUGGCAAAUGCGCCCGGCUCGCGGCGAUCCACGUCCUGGUACCUCCAGGACAGGCCAGAGCCGCAGAAGGAGGUCAUCCGCCUGGAAAACGAGCUGAUGACUUCGGCAGGGCCUGUACCCAGGUGGGAACCGCCCUGCGGAGCCGGGCGCAUGCCCCUCGCGGGCCAUCCGGCAGAUGCGGUGCGGAGGACGGCGGACGCAGCCACAGAGGCCGGGCGCAUGCCCCUCGCGGGCCAUCCGGCAGAUGCGGUGCGGAGGACGGCGGACGCAGCCACAGAGGCCGGGCGCAUGCCCCUCACGGGCCAUUGGGCAGAUGCGGCGCGGACAGCAGAUGCUGCCACAGAGGCGGGGCUCGAGCAGAGGACGGCAGACGUGGCGACGGAGAUCACACCUCGGGAGGAGAAGCUCAUAGCCUCGAGGGACGCGGGAGGAUCUGAGAGGACACCCGCCGUCGCGGUGGCCGAAGGGGCACCGGCAGCGCGGCAAGCGCGGCAAGCGCGGCAAGCGCACCGUUGCGAAGCCAUGGAGAGGCCCGGCUUUCUUGCAGAGGUGAUCCCGAGCCGCGCCUUGAACUCUGAGGAUUGCCCGCUGCUGUCGGGUAUCCUGGACUACUUGGCAGCUGGACGAGUAGAUUUGGCCAUGCAAUGCAUCUUCAGCUUGGGUAACGAGCAGACUCUGCGGGUUGUGCUGCAACGCCUAGAGAGCGACCGGGUCUGGGAGCAGCUUCCGAAGCCGGAGGCGCUGCACUUGGCGCGGCUGCUGGUGGCGCUGCUUUGCAGAGAUCCCUUCAGUCCUGGCGCUGCGGAGGCCUGUCCAUGGCUGGAAAGCCUGGUGCGCGUGAAAGGCGAUGGCAUGCUGCAAGAGGAGCUGUCGCAGCUGCAGGGGGCGCUCUUCAGCCUCUCAGGGGCCGGCGGCGGUUUGGGGCCCUGCGCGGCACGGCUCUACUUCCAGCUGUUUCAGCAGGCUGUGCCCAUGGCUGGCGGCUUCGGACGCACGCCUUUUCCUGCGCUGGCUUGCUUCUAG
Effrenium voratum is the source of this 3834-nucleotide messenger RNA. The record is from the annotation of a GenBank genome assembly. NCBI's taxonomy places the organism in Eukaryota, Dinophyceae, Suessiales, Symbiodiniaceae.